GGGAGCCAGUGGUAACGCGCGGCCUGGCGAUGUGCUCACAUUGAUGAUGUCUCCAUUACAGGCGGAAUAAAGGAUUAGGCGGUUUACAAGAUGGAGGAGGAUGAGGGCUUCGCUGAACCGAGGUGAGUAGAGAGCCCGCGCUGAGCUCUGAGGGGCUGAGUGCCGGAGGGCGGAGGGCCAGGAUGGAGCGAGGUCAGGGGGCCCCCCCAGUCAGAGCCGGGUCAGGGGCCCCCCAGAUGCUGUGUCCGCAUUGGAGGCUUCUAUAAUAAUCCUAGAUAUCCCUGUUACCCUCUGACUGUCUCAGCUCCCCGUUGCCGGGUCCCCCCUGUAGUCCCAUGCUCAGUGGCGGAGGUCCCCCGCUGUAGUCCCCAUGCUCAGUGGCGGAGGUCCCCCCCUGUCCCCCCCUGUAGUCCCAUGCUCAGUGGCGGAGGUCCCCCCUGUCCCCCCCUGUAGUCCCCAUGCUCAGUGGCGGAGGUCCCCCCCUGUAGUCCCAUGCUCAGUGGCCGAGGUCCCCCCCUGUCCCCCCCUGUAGUCCCAUGCUCAGGUGGCGCGGGUCCCCUGUAGUCCCCAUGCUCAGUGGCGGAGGUCCCCUGUAGUCCCCAUGCUCAGUGGCGGAGGUCCCCCUGUAGUCCCAUGCUCGGUGACGGAGGUCCCCUGUGGUCCAUGCUCGGUGGCGGAGGUCCCCCUGCUUCAGUCCCCAUGCUCCAGUGGCGGGUCCCCUGUAGUCCCCCCAUGCUCUCAGUGGCGGAGGUCCCCCUGUAGUCCCCAUGCUCAGUGGCGGAGGUCCCCUGUAGUCCCCCAUGUCGGUGGCGGGUCCCCUGUAGUCCCCAUGCUCAGUGUGGAGGUCCCCUGUAGUCCCAUGCUCAGUGGCGGAGGUCCCCCCCUGUAGUCCCCAUGCUCGGUGGUCCCCUGUAGUCCCUACCAUGCUCAGUGGCGGGUCCCCCCUGUGGUCCCAUGCUCGGUGGCAGGUCCCCCUGUAGUCCCAUGCUCGGUGGCGGGGUCCCCUGUAGUCCCCAUGCUCCAGUGUGGGGGUCCCCUGUAGUCCCCACAUGCUCAGUGGCGGGUCCCUGUAGUCCCCAUGUGCUCAGUGGCGGGUCCCCUGUAGUCCCCAUGUGCUCGGUGGCAGGUCCCCCCUGUAGUCCCAUGCUCAGUGUGGAGGUCCCCUGUAGUCCCAUGCUCAGUGGCCGGGGUCCCCCCUGUCCCCCCCUGUAGUCCCAUGCUCGGUGGCGGGGUCCCCCUGUAGUCCCCAUGCUCGGUGGCGGGUCCCCUGUAGUCCCAUGCUCAGUGGCGGAGGUCCCCCCUGUGGUCCCCAUGCUCAGUGGCGGAGGUCCCCUGUAGUCCCAUGCUCAGUGGCGGGGUCCCCUGUAGUCCCCAUGCUCGGUGGCGGAGGGUCCCCCUGUAGUCCCCAUGCUCAGUGGCGGAGGUCCCCCCCUGUAGUCCCAUGCUUGGUGGCGGAGGUCCCCCACCAGAUCCCUUCAGUGGCGGAGGUCCCCUGUAGUCCCAUGCUCAGUGGCGGAGGUCCCCCCUGUAGUCCCCAUGCUCAGUGGCGGAGGUCCCCCCCUGUAGUCCCCAUGCUCAGUGGCGGAGGUCCCCCCCUGUAGUCCCCAUGCUCAGUGGCGGAGGUCCCCCCCUGUAGUCCCAUGCUCAGUGGCCGAGGUCCCCCCCUGUCCCCCCCUGUAGUCCCAUGCUCAGUGGCGGGGGGGGUCCCCCCUGUAGUCCAUGCUCGGUCCCUGUUGGCCCUAUAGGCCUAUCUGGUCCCCAGGGAUCUCUGAGGGGAUCACUGUCUCCUAAAACUUUGUAAACUACAUUUCCCAUCAUCCUGUAAGGCAGGUUAAGGUUCAUGGGGGAAUGAAGUUGUUCCAUCAGUGAGGGAUAAAUCACCAGGCGCUGGUAAUGUGUUCAUUUCUAGAAUUUACUACAUUGUGUUAUUAUACAAAUUGUUACAGGGGAUUUCAGGCCAGGCUCUCUGUGUAUUGUGCAUACAGUAUAAUACAGGUUAUUACAGUACCUUUACUGGAUCUGUGUAUUGUGCAUACAGUAUAAUACAGGUUAUUACAGUACCUUUACUGGAUCUCUGUGUAUUGUGCAUACAGUAUAAUACAGGUUAUUACAGUACCUUUACUGGAUCUCUGUGUAUUGUGCAUACAGUAUAAUACAGGUUAUUACAGUACCUUUACUGGAUCUCUGUGUAUUGUGCAUACAGUAUAAUACAGGUUAUUACAGUACCUUUACUGGAUCUGUGUAUUGUGCAUACAGUAUAAUACAGGUUAUUACAGUACCUUUACUGGAUCUCUGUGUAUUGUGCAUACAGUAUAAUACAGGUUAUUACAGUACCUUUACUGGAUCUCUGUGUAUUGUGCAUACAGUAUAAUACAGGUUAUUACAGUACCUUUACUGGAUCUCUGUGUAUUGUGCAUACAGUAUAAUACAGGUUAUUACAGUACCUUUACUGGAUCUCUGUGUAUUGUGCAUACAGUAUAACACAGGUUAUUACAGUACCUUUACUGGAUCUCUGUGUAUUGUGCAUACAGUAUAACACAGGUUAUCACAGUACCUGUACUGGAUCUGUGUAUUGUGCGUAUAAUACAGGUUAUCACAGUACCUUUACUGGAUCUCUGUGUAUUGUGCAUACAGUAUAAUACAGGUUAUCACAGUACCUGUACUGGAUCUGUGUAUUGUGCGUAUAAUACAGGUUAUCACAGUACCUGUACUGGAUCUGUGUAUUGUGCGUAUAAUACAGGUUAUCACAGUACCUGUACUGGAUCUGUGUAUUGUGCGUAUAAUACAGGUUAUCACAGUACCUUUACUGGAUCUCUGUGUAUUGUGCAUACAGUAUAAUACAGGUUAUCACAGUACCUGUACUGGAUCUGUGUAUUGUGCGUAUAAUACAGGUUAUCACAGUACCUUUACUGGAUCCCUGUGUCUUGUACAUAUAAUGCAGAGUUUUACAGUACCUUUUACUGGCUAGCUCUCUGUGUAUUGUGCUUAUAGAGUAUCACAGUACCUUUACUGGAUCUGGAUUAUUUAGGCACUGACCUUGCAUACAUUUUAUUUAUUUCUACAGGAUUAUUCACAAAACUCUGAAAUGUAGGAAAUGAAAGCUUGAUUUGGUGGAUUUAAAUAAAUUCGUUAGCUCUGCUAUAAUCUCAAUUUGGUUAAUUUAUUUUUAAUUUAGUGAUUAAUGCCCAGUUUUUCUGUUUUUUUCUUUUCACACUCCAUGAGGUUUUUUUUUUUUUGCAUGUUUUGUGCUCCUGCUCCAUUUUCUUAUUUAUAAAACAGAUGGGCAACAUUUAAAAAAAACACUUUUUUUUUUUUUUUUUGCCAAAUGUUCCAUCUGUUUUUAUUCCUUUUUUCGAUUUUGAUAAUUUUUUUGCUAUUUUUUUUUUUUUUAUUCCUGAUGAUUUUACUGUUAAUUAUUUACAAAACAUGACAUAUGUUUAAUAUUAAUAGGAAAACACCUUUUGUAAUUAAAUCUUUUUAUCUCCGCUUAAAGGAACACUAUGGUGUUAGGAACCCCUUUCCCGCGCCCCCUCCCUCCCCAUAGUGUCCCUUUAAACUAGGUUAUCAGCCAGGACUUACAGGGAUAAUAUAGGCACUCAGACCAUUUCAUCUCAUUGACAUGGUCUGGGGACAGUGUCCCUGUCUUCUUAACCCUGCCAUUAAAUGCGCUUCCAGCAUGUUCACAGGGUUUAACUCUGUGAAACAACAUUGGAUGUCCUCAGGCAUGUAUGAGGACGUUCAGCAUCUUCAAAAUGCAGAUUGGGAAGUAAUGCUUUCCUAUUGGGAAGGUCUAAUGCGCAAAGCCGGGUAGGUUCUCCCGUUACUGUGACGUUGAUGGAAUAGGAGACAGAUCCAGAACUGAGGGCCCUUAGCACUGGAAUCAUGUAAGUGGGGAGGGAAGGGGUUUUUAACACUUUCAAGUAAGAGGGCAGGCAGUUACAUUAUAGCCUUAGGAAUAGUUUUGUUCCUUUAAACGUUACUCGCCUCUGCAGGCCUGAAAGGUUAAAGGAAAACUAUAGUCACCUAAAUUACUUUAGCUAAAUAAAGCAGUUUUAGUGUAUAGAUCAUUCCCCUGCACUUUCACUGCUCAAUUCACUGUCAUUUAGGAGUUAAAUCAAUUUGUUUCUGUUUAUGCAGCCCUAGCCACACCUCCCCUGGCUAUGAUUGACAGAGCCUGCAUGAAAAAAAAAACUGGUUUCACUUUCAAACAGAUGUAAUUUACCUUAAAUAAUUGUAUCUCAAUCUCUAAAUUGAACUUUAAUCACAUACAGGAGGCUCUUGCAGGGUCUAGCAAGCUAUUAACAUAGCAGGGGAUAAGAAAAUCUUAAUUAAACAGAACUUGCAAUAAAGAAAGCCUAAAUAGGGCUCUCUUUACAGGAAGUGUUUAUGGAAGGCUGUGCAAGUCACAUGCAGGGAGGUGUGACUAGGGUUCAUAAACAAAGGGAUUUAACUCCUAAAUGGCAGAGGAUUGAGCAGUGAGGCUGCAGGGGCAUGUUCUAUACGCCAAAACUGCUUCAUUAAGCUAAAGUUGUUCAGGUGACUAUAGUGUCCCUUUAAUGUCAUGCACACCAGGGAUACAUUUCUGUUUGUAAGGUCUAAAUUUUCACUCUCCAAUGCCUAGUGAUAUUUGAGCAUGCCUGAAAGCUGAUAUGUGAGUUUUAGGGGGCCUUUGCAAAAUGUGAUACCUCCAUUUAGGGACCAGUGGCCGUUGUGGUGCUGUCAAAGGUACCUGAAGCUGCCUUUCACAUCCACCACCAUGUUCAUCAGGGGAGCUCUCUUAAUCUCUUGGUGCCUCAUCUGUGGUGUACUCCCAGAAGCCUCAAAGAUGACAUUUUGUGAUGAUCAUGCUAGCUAGACCAUGCCUGAAUCCAACAACCAUCACUUGGACAAAAGUUGAAUAUGUUGGAGCUCAGCCUUUUGUUAACCUUAGACUUGUCCAUAAGACAAAGGAAUCCUACUUUGUUAUAUAGAAUAUUUUUAUUGCAAUUUAAAUCUCAAUUAAAUUUAACUCUGUCAGGAUCCGGUUUUUAUAAAAAUGAUAUCAUUAUGGAAUAUUAAAAAGUAACAGAGCUGCUUUAAACAUUGAGGAAACUUUGGCUGAAAUUUUUGCACAUAGUUUCCCGUGUAUAUUGUACUUUACUUUAUUCUGAGAGCAGUGUGUUCAUCCUUAUCGACAUUAGCCAUGUACUGGAUCACUUCCAGUUUCUGUAUUGGUGUGACUAGUGGGUGUUUGGGGGAGAUAAUGAAGGUAUAUUCUGGAGUAUUCCGGGAAGUGAGUAAUUCCCAGGUCUUGUGAUAGUUUGUUUUACCAGCUCAUGGUGAGUCAGUCUGUCUGGUUACAGUGACACAUGGCACAGCUCUGUAUUACACCACACAUAGCUCUGCCACAGGGCAGGGUCCCCAGUGAGCUCGGCACUGAGCAUGUGCAGUACACAUUGGUAAACAUCCCUGAGGGCAGGCCGCAGCCUGCAGGCAGCCUUCCAGCUAGUGUAGGACUCCUGCUCCCAGGAUGCUUUGCCAGCCAAUAGGAUGGCCAAGCAGCAUGGGAGGAAUACUUACUGCUUGAUCUUACUUUUAAGAGUGUUUAUUCGCUCCUGUUGUCCGUGCUCACCCCCCUCCCCCCCGAUCCCGUAUUAACACUUUAAUGAAAACGUAUUCACCUAUCGUGCAUUCCGAGCAAGUGGUCCCUUUUAUUAUGUUAGGACAUCGGUGUGUGAAUAAAUCUACAGAGACUGAGAAAGCACGACGCCUCUCAUUGACUUAUGGCUGCCUGUGUAUGAUAGGAGUUGUAAUGUAUUGGAGGGGGUAGUUAAGCGGUGCAUGGUCCUGAUCAUAUAAUCCUAUAGAAUAAAUAGAUCGAGGAUUUAUAUUCCACCCCUUCUGUCUGGUUACAAUGUGUCAGCGUAGAACGUUGGUGACAGGUGAGGGUCUUUCUCUGGGGGGGGGUUGCAGUGCCCCCUGGCUGCAGGGUGCAGUAACUGCUACCUGUGUCCGAGCUUUUCUAGCGGCUGCAGGGUGAUCCUGUAAAGCCGGCUCAGGCAGAUUAGACGAGAGACAGACAGGUGGUGAGUCAGCUUUACAACCCGGUCAUGCUCAGACAUGCACCGUACUUGCUGAGGAUCUAGCCUCGACUUGUCUGUCAGCUCUCAUUUAAAGGGACUGGGAGCUGCAAAGCUGCACUUUAGGCAGAGAGCUGGGGAAGGCUCCUGGACAGAAGCACUUUAUCAUAUUCUCUGUAUUUAGUAAAGGUAAGAUAUAUUGAUGCUUAGCUACCCUCCUGUCAGUCUGACAUGUCAUUUCAGGAUGAUUUCUUACAGGGAGCUCUUGCUACUUAUUAUCAACGUUAUUUCUAAGUAUUUUAUGUCUUGGCUUUUAUUUGUAAAUUGCCUGCAUCCUAAUACAUUUAAUGCAUGUUUUAUAUUCAAUUUUAACCUAAAAAAAUUAUUGUUGAUUGUAAUAAACUGAUGUCUGUUACAGGCAAACGUGCAAUAUGAAUAUAUCGUCCACUACAGAUUGUUUAGAAAGCACUCAGAUAAUGGCUUCAGAGCAAGAAACAUUGGUAUGUGUUAUAUUGACUUGUUUAUCAGUUGACAGACCUGCAUGCUUUAUUUUUGUUUUUAAGGCCAUCUUAUGUCACUUUGCUGUCAGCCUGUUGUCAGGAAAACCACCAGUCAUCCUAUAAUAAAUGCAUUUUUUUCCCCUAGGUAAAACCAACACCACUUCUGCUAAAACUAUUGAAAUCUGCAGGUGCACAAACUGAGAUAUUUACAAUGAAGGAGGUGAGCAUUAGUACACAUUUUAUUAAAAUCCUUAGAGAUGCAACAUACACCAGUGGUUCCCAGCCUGGGGCCCCAGCCCCUUGGGUUCACCAGUUAGUUCCCAAGUGUCAGGACCUGUUGGGGGCUCUGAUCUGAUGAAAGAUCUCUUCUGGCGAGCCAUCUCAGGUAAGUGCUGUAAGAUAGUGAGCAGUGUUUCCCUUCUCUAUUGGCAAAUACUAUUUUCAUUCAUCCUCUUCUAAUUUGGCAUUUGUGUCAUGAGCAAUUGGUACACUAUGACAUCCCAUCAUUAACCCACACAGGAGUAUAGAACUGCCCAAUAAGUUUCACUGCCACUCGAAGGUAGAAAUAGCCAACUAUUAUAAAUAUCGAGAAUGACGCCAUCUUUCUGGGCCUGAAUUGUAGACAAUCAGAAGAGAGGCUGAAAUACCAAAAUUAAUGUUGAGGAAAAUCUUCAGAAAAGCAGAUUUUGUUUGAAAAAGCAGGCAGAGUAGUUCAAAAGAAUGAGAAGAGAGGUGUGAUGGAAGAGGUGCAGAGUGGAAAGAGAGAGGGUCUGCCUUUCGAAAAAGAGGAAAGCAUGGAAAAGAUAACCUGUACGUAGAGGUGGAGAGCAUGCGAAUGUUGAAAAAGAUGUUGAGAGCGAUGGACACAUAUUGGGUAGACCAUGUGAGUGAAAGUGAGCACGUGGAAGAACAAAGGGUGGAGAGACAGCCGAGUGAGAGAACGAAGAUUGGUGUUACAGAUUGUAAGUGCCUGCUUACUCAGAGUAAGAGUCUGAGUCUAAAGUGACCUUUUAUCACAUGGACCAAUCCAUAUGUUCUUGAGACCUACUCAGGUUGGGAACCACUGAAACACACAUUAAUUUCAAACUGUACUGUGUCUUAUUGUAGUUAUUGCAUUGUUUCCGUACUUGCGCUGUAGGUUAUAUACCAUCUUGGUCAGUACAUUAAGGCCAAGCAGUUGUAUGACGAGAAGCAACAGCAUAUUGUCCACUGCUCCAAUGAUCCUCUAGGAGAACUAUUUGGGGUACAAAGCUUUUCUGUAAAAGAACCCAGGUAAUUAACAUAAUGAAUAUGUACUAUUUAAUGUAACUCUAUAGUGGGGUGCUUUUCUGUUUUUUGUUUUUUUUUCUUUUGCUCAAAUCAGUUUAAACGGCUUUUAUGUCUUCUGUCACACUGUCAUGCUCUGUAAAUUGUUAAAAUCUUUGUUGUGGACGGUAUUUAAAAACAUAAUUUAUUUUUUAUUUACUUUUCCCCUAGGAGGCUGUAUGCAAUGAUUUCUAAGAAUCUGAUAACCCCAGCUUCACAAGGCAAGUUAUUAAGUAUUUAAUCGGCAUUCUCUUAUGCUCAGUUUUUUUUUUUUUUUUUUCCUAGAAUUGCUAGCACAAUAAAACUUUUUUUUUUUUUUCAUAAAGGAGCCAGGUGUAGUAAAAUGUUAUCAUAGUUUCAAAAAGGAUGUAAUUAUUUGCUUGUACGUUUUUUGCUUUCAGCCCUGUUUUUUCUAUUCCCCCCCCCCCAUUACUGCAAACAUUAUAUGAGUAACAUACGUGUAUAGCAAAUACUUGCAUUUUGGGACAAUAUUGUGACUCAGUGCUAUAAGUAAAUUUUGGGUUGUUUUUUUUUGUGUACACAGUUGCAGGGAAAAUAUUGCUGGUAUAGGAAUACUGAUUUUAGUGUUUCACUCACUGCACUUGUGGGGUAUGUUAAAGUACCACUAUAGGCACCCAGACCACUUCAGCUUAAUGAAGUGGUCUGGGUGCCAGGUCCAGCUAGAUUUAACCCUUUCUAUAAACAUAGCAGUUUCAGAGAAUCCAGCCUCUAGUGGCUGUCUCAUUGACAGCCGCUAGAGGUGCUUCCGUGCUUCUCACUGUGAUUUUCACAGUGAGAAGACGCCAGCGUCCGUAGGAAAGCAUUGAGAAUGCUUUCGUAUGGACUGGUUGAAUGCGCGCGGCUCCUGCCACGCAUGCGCAUUCAGCCGAUGACCUGGCUAUAAAGGGGGAGGAGAGUCCCCUGCCCGGCGCUGGAGAAAGAGGUAAGUUUAACCCUUAUACCACCCCCUAGAGCCCAGCGGGAGGGGGACCCUGAGGGUGGGGGCACCCUCAGGGCACUAUAGUGCUAUGAAAACGAGUGUUUUUCCUGGCACUAUAGUGUUACUUUAACUAGACUCCUGGGGGUAUUAUGACACAAUACUUGAUUUUUUUCAUCAAACACUCCUAUAGAAACUGUUCUUUUUUUUUUUUUUUUAAAGUUGUUAACCAGGCCGGAACCCUAAAUAUCUGGACCUAAGUGGUUGAGCACCAUGAGUUAUAUUUGGCACCUUUAUUUACCAGACCAUAUGUAUUUGUAGAUUUGCACCUCUCCUUGCAUGUAAACCAAGUGAAACUUGCAAUUAUUUUAACAGUAUUGGGGCGUGUCCGAAAUCAUAACUAUAAUGGGCUUUAGGAUGUACUACUAACAUGUCAUUCGGUUUUGGUGGGAGCAGGGUUAAAUCCCUACUCACACCUUGUUGUUCCAGGUAUUAAUUGUUACCCGGGGCUCCCCUCUGUCAACUGGGGCCAUUUUUAGUGGCCCCAGAGCUUUUGAGGAGCUGCAAGCAGCUCUUUAAAUGCGUAAUAGUGUAGUAUAGCCGAGUUAAAGCGUCUCUGGCACCUUAAACUUGCUUUUCUCCUAUUUCAUUUUAUCUUCCCAUUUUCUUUAUUUCUCAUCUAGUUCUCUUUAAGACAAAGUGGGGGAAUACUUUAUGUAUUUUUUCUACACUUGGCAGUCUUGACAAAGGGUGGAGCUUAAGGCACGUCACAUUUGUCGUGUGUAGGAAAAAUACAUAAGACACAGUCCCUACUUUGUCUGUUUUUAAAGAGACAUUCAGACAGAGUUCAGACAUUAAGAAAAUAAGAAUAGAUUCUUAAAGAGGAAGAGAAGAGGAAAAAAUAGGAGAAAGGUGAGCUUAAGGUGACAUACCCACUUUAAAUUCCUGCAUACAUCAGAAACUCUGGUAUCAAUGGAUACCUAUGGCCGUUUUUUCCCCAGACCGUGUGAUGAGCUUUGUGCAGCGCUGGAAGUGAGCGCUUUGUAGAGCCCUUAAAAUUUAUUCAGUCCACCACGACUGAGAGAUUGCGCUCAGCCGCUGUUUCUGGGCUGCAGGCUGCUGAAGGGAGACAUCACAGACUUUAAAUAGACACAAACCGGGUCUCCCUGCCAGUCCCCAACCGACUGUAAUCGGUGCUGGGCCUUGCCAGCCGCCUUGCACUAAUCACAGUGUAAUCCUAUGAGAAGUUCAAUUCAUAAUAACAUAGAAUUCAAUGCAUUGUGCCAAUCAGUAUCUCCUCAUUGAUAUGCGUUAGAUUAGUGCAUCUCUACAGGGAGAGCUCUAUGGCUUUUACCUGGUAGAUGAUGCCACAGCUUGCAAUAAAAAUCUAUUGCACUAUGGGAUUGACCACAUGCUUUUGUGGGGGUGGGGGUUGUUGCAGUCUAUUGAGAUUAGUGGGAGUGAUAUUAUCAGAAAACAGCUGUUGUGUGCAGCUGCCACCAAUAAUCCCUCCUCUCUCCAUUACUGACAUUCCAGGUACUGUUUGGAAAUACAUGAUUCUCUCUCUAUUGGUCCUCUUUUCCUAUGUUAUUAGUCCGUUCUCAGAAUACUCUUGUGACCUGUUUUUUGCUCUCUAUUAGUAUAGAAAACAUGGUGGAUCUGGUAAUCCUACAAAUAGGUGACGUUUAGUAGAAUAGCCAAUCUCAGACAGGCUGAGAUGUAUUCUCCUGCGCUACCACAAGCGUAAAGGAGCCCUAGGCCUGAACUUGAAAAUUAACUUAACAGCAAUGUGUAAAUUAUAAAAUGCCAUCUCGAGGUUUAGCAGUUGACUUCCUUCUCAUAGUUUAUUACUUGGUCUCCAGAGUUGUAAGUUAUGCAAGUUGUGAAAUGCGACAUACAGUGACAUACAUGUCCAGGCCUGCCCCAGAUUAGUGUGAAUUACAUUUGGGUGCUCUGGAGACAUUCGUAAAGUCUACCAUUGUGCUCGUGGUUUAUUGUGAUGUCUCCAGAAUAUCACUGUGACUUUAUUUUAUUUGUGUUUUUGCUUCUUUUUGUGCACGGAUGGAUUGAUAAAUUGACCUAAACAAAGCACAUUUACUGCAAGUGUCAAUAUGAAGUAUAGCACUACAACACAGUAAUUGUUUCACUGGUUUCAUAGACGUCUCUUGUAUUGCUAGUGACCUCCAGGGGCUAACGGAAGAACAAAGUGUCCUAUUGUGUAUUUGUUUUUAUUAUUUGUGAAUAUCUGUUAUGUUCAAGAAAUGAAAGUCUAGUUAGCGAAUUGGCAAACUGCCUGGAUUGGAGAAUCUUUCAACAAAUGUGAUGUUUAUCAGUUAUAUUACUGUGCUCACAUGAAAAUAUAUGCUUAAAGAACCACUAUAGUGCCAGGAAAACAUACACUUUUUUUUUUUUUUUUACUGGCACUAUAGUGCCCUCAGGGUGCCCCCACCCUCAGGGUCCCACUCCAGUUGCGCUGAGGGGGGAGGAAGGGGUUAAUCCCUUACCUCUUUUCCAGUACCGGGCAGGGAGCUCUCCUCCUCCACUCCUCCCUCUUCUCCUCCUCUUCGGCUGAAUGCGCAUGCGCGGCAGGAGCCGCACGCAUUCAACCAAUCCAUAGGAAAGCAUUCACAAUGCUUUCCUUUGGAUGCUGGCGUCUUCUCACUGUUUUUUUUUAAUUUUUUUUCCCACAGUGAGAAGCGCGGAAGCCCUCUAGCGGCUGUCAAUGAGACAGCGACUAGAGGCUGGAUUAACCCUAAUAUAAACAUAGCAGUUUCUCUGAAACUGCUAUGUUUAUAGAAAGGAUUAAAUCUAGCUGGACCUGGCACCCAGACCACUUCAUUAAGCUGCAGUGGUCUGGGUGCCUAUAGUGGUCCUUUAACAAUGGACAUGUUGAAACAUCCAAUGUCGAACAUCAUGUGUUCUCUUGUGUAUCAUAUCAGCUAGCAGAUAGUAUGAGACAACACUUGAUUAUUCAUUAAAAGGAAUAGUCCGAUCAUGAUAACUUUAUCAGAAUUAAGUGGUUACGGUGUGAGGAUGUCCCUGGGUGCCAACUUAUCUCAGGGGUUAAACCAUCAAUGAACCGUUUAACCCUAAAGUCUUGGUGUACGUUAGCUCUUCCCACAAACUUCUGUUGCAGGCUUGAGUCGGGAAGCGUCAAUUAGAACUUCUGCCAAGAGUAAUUUACAUUUCUGACAGACCAGGAAUGUGCCUGAAUUAAAAAUAAAAAUAUACUGUGUGUGUGUAUAUAUUAUAUUGCUGAAAUGUGAAUGUAUUCAGAUUUCGUCAAUAGCCUUAUUUUCCAUUACUAUAUACAUACAACACUGACCCAUGCUCAGUACAUGUGUAUUGUUGUUUAUUUAAAAUCAGCCCUGGAAAGAAAUUAAAGCCUAUCUAAGGUUUAUAGGUUAACGAAUAGCCUUGGUAGUGAAUCAUGAAACAUGCAGUCAUUUUAUGUUUAGAUCUGGAGUAAUGCAGGAACCAAGGUAGUCGUUGCUGAGAGUACCUCAACACCUUGCUGUAACUUUUGUAGUCCCGGAGCAGCUUGCAUUUUGCCCCCACUGGAAGGAUGACCCAUUUUGUCAUCGCUUAACCCCUUAAGGACCAAACUUCUGGAAUAAAAGGGAAUCAUGACAUGUCAUGUAUCCUUAAGGAGUUAAAGUCCUAUCCUACAUAUUGAGAUUUAAGAACAAAGAGAUCUGUGUAAUCUAUCACAAAAAUGUCCACUGUAAUCCUUACUUUUUGGUCAUUUUACCCCACUCCCUCUAGCAUGUAAGCUCAUUGAGCAGGGCCCUCAACCCCUCUGUUCCUGUGUGUCCAACUUGUCUGGUUACAACUAGAGGUCUGUUCGUCCACCCAUUGUAAGCGCUGCGGAAUUUGACGGUGCAUAAUAAUAAUAAUAAUAAUAAUAAUAAUAAUAGGCUGGCUAGCAGAAAUUUACCCCUAGUGAGUAUGAUAAGGCUUGCUCUGGAGAGUAACUUCUUUUUUUUUUUUUUUGUGACUAGUAGCAUAUGACUUUAAAUUUUAAGUUCAGUGUGUUUAUGUAUAUGUGUCUAUAUAGUGUAUUCAGACCCCUUCAUUUAAUUUACAUUAUUUUAUGCUACAAUUGUUUAUAUAUAUUUUUUCUCUCCCCUCAUCAGUUACACUCAAUAGCCCAUAAUUACAAAGUAAAAGUCAAACUACUUUCUCAAGGACCACUCUUUUGUUGUCUUGAUUGUGUAAUUAGAGUCCUUGUUGGAAGGUCAACCUUUGGCCUAGUCUGAGGUCCUGGGUGCUGUGGAGUAGGUUUUCAUGAAGGUUAUCUCUGUAUCUUGCAACAUUCAGCUGUCCCUCAACCCUACCCAGUCUGCUUGUCCCUGAUGCUGAAAACAGCCCUAAACCUGAUGCUACCACCUCCAUGCCUCACUGUUGGUAUGGUAUUGAUUGGGUGAUGAGUGGUGCCUGGUUUUCCCCAGACAUGACACCUUUUUGAGGCCAAAUUACUUAAUCUUUGUUCCAUCAGACUAGAAAAUCUUGUUGUUUUUCACAGUCUAAGAAUCCUUUAGGUGCUUUUAAAAAAAAAAAAAUAUUAUUUAUUUAUUGCAAAUUCAAAGUGGGCUUUUAUGUCUCUUGCAGCGAGUAGAGCCUUCCAUCUGGCUAGUCUGCUGUAACUGCAGCCGGCUCCCCUAUUUACAACUAUAGCCUCUUAAAGCAUAGAAUUUAGCAGAAAUAACCGUACAGAUAUCAAAGAUAUAUUAUACAGUUAGUAAGAAUUCCUCUAUUUACAAUAUAUAAAUAAUUGAAUACAAUAUAAAAUAGAGCUUUUAUUGGCAGCAAUAAAGUUUUUUUCUUUUCUUUUUAAAAAUAUUUUGUUAAAUAUUAAUAUAGACCUAUAAAAUAAUCCAUUACAAUAAUUUAUAGCAGAUUAAAGAAUAUGCUUGCAAUAUAUCUGUAAAAUAGAAUACCAUACCCUCUUGAACAUGUCAACCUCUGUCAUGAUAAAAUGGAGCAACAUCUCUGCAUCCAAAAUUAUCUCCCCUGUGCCCCAAUAUUAAUAAGUAAACAUUUUAUACCGUAUAUUUUCAAUAGGGUCAUGUUAGGACCUACUUUAACUUGGAAAAGAUACAAGGCCAUGAGCAUUAAAUCCAUUUCACAAGGGAACAUCUUAAUAAGUGUGUUUUCAUUACCUAGACAUCUUAUCCACGUUUAGACUAAAACAUAAGGGUAUACAUGACAUGGGAAAUUCCCUGACUUGUUACAUUAACCUAGGACAAAAUGUCAUCCUAAAGUCUGAACACCAUAUUCACUAAAUAUGGGUAAGAGGUCAUUUAUUAAAAAAACAUUGUAAGAAAAAUGUUCAAUUUCUAACAACUCAGUUUAAGAAAUAAGUUUCAUGCUAAAAAUAUGUUUAUUUGCAUAUGCCCAUAACAGUCAUAAAGUUCCAGGUUGGUGGAGUGUUGCAGUGAUGGUUAUCCUUCUGGAGCUCAUCCAUAGUGACCAUCUGGCUCCUGGGCACCACUCUUAUCGAGGCUCUUCUCCCCCAAUUGAUUCUGGUUGUUCCAGGCUUUAUUUUUUUUAAGAAUUAUGGGAACUUACAAUGCAGCCCUAAUUUUUUUUUUUUUUUGGCCUUCCCCAGGUGUGCCAUGACAGUUCUGUCUCUGAGCUCUGCAUUUAGGUCAUUUGCUUUGACAUGCAUUUACAGUUGUGAGACCUUAUAUGGACAGGUGUGUGCCUUUCCAAAUUAUGUCCAGUCAGACUUUUAACACAGUUAAACUCCAAUCGUAGUGUAUAUCUCAGCCACAAGCUAGAGGACCGGAUACAGCCACUUGCCUCACGGUGGCCAAGCAGCCACCUACCCAAGCAGCGGCCUUCAACCCGGCUGAAUGCUCCACAGAUCCUGGACGGGCCCCAUCAUGGCGGCGGACCAGGCAGUGCACUCGACCCCAGCGCAGGAGAGACGAAGACACAUGGCGCAACAGAGCAGCAUAACUCGACUGGCUCAUUCACCCCACCUAAAGGUGCCUGGGACCACAAAGCUGCAAAAUACUGCUCCGCAACAGCUCCAGACACGACAGACAGACCAGCCCCUUCUACCGACGAUUGGGCACAUAGACCCGCACUGCUGUGCUGUAAUACAGAAAUACAGAAUUUCCACGAUGGGCAUCAGCUGCAUGCAAAACCAGCCUGGGCAACCAAAUCUGUCAGACGUUUUACUGCCCAUCAACACACUCCUGGCGAUUCCUGGAAAUGGGAAUCUGCUGAAUGGUGACUCUCUGACAGACAUGGGCCUGAUGUCUAGUAUUUAAGCUCCAAAAGUAUUAGAUAGCCACCAUUAGAUCUGUCUCACACCAAUUUUCUUCUGCAUGCCAUGCUCUAUUGUUAUAAUGUUGGGUUUGUUCUGUUUUUGUUUUUCUUUUUUAUUCUUUGCUUUCCCUUUAUUAGCUCUCAUUGUGCAGGGAGCCGUAGAGGGGUGAACUUCUGGCUCUGGCAGUAACCGUCAUUAAGUAGACCUAGCUGCUCCCCAGCUCAUAUACUAGACACAAGUAGUAUUAAGCAGAGGCGAGUGUGAUUAGCUUGACUGUCUCUUAAAGGUUUUCAUAAAAACGUGUAACUUACUCAGCUGCUAAGGUAACCCCCUUUGCUGCCACUACCAAACACUGGAUUGCAUAUUACAGGACCACGCUAUGGUUGUCACCGGCCCGGGGCCUACUACUGUCUCCCAUCGUUAUGUACCAUUCCUACUAAUUAGUCUACGACCUUCUUAGCCAUAGCUCUGUAUGCCUUAACUAAUUGUUAAAAGCAAGUCUUGUGAUAUAAACUACUGUUCUGAACAUGUUUCCUCCAUUACAUACAAAUGUGCUGCCUGAAAUGCCAUGAAAAUGAUUAUAUUGCUUGCUUCAGCUGUUGUGGCGAAGUGAACCUGUUUGUUAUCCUCAGCACAACAAAAUAAAGAAUAAAAAAAAAAAAAUAGAAGCAUAAAAUACAAAUAAAGCGUAUACACUAGAAGGCUUCCUCAGUUUGUAAGUUGUCUAUCAUUACCAACUGAGGAAGCCUUAUGUAUAGGCGAAACGUAGUUUGAUUCUAAGAUAUUUUAGGUUGUGCCUUGACACACAACCUUCAAGUGGUUUUUGGGCAAGCCCCUUGUCUGGCCCUCACUCAUGUGAGUGGAUUACCAUUUCCCCUGUGUAAGAGCUUCUCACAAACGGUCUGCACUAAUAUAUGCUGUUUUGCGCUUUCUAUUUCAUGAUUAACCCCUUAAGGACCAAACUUCUGGAUUAAAAGAGAAUCAUGACCUGUCACACAUGUCAUGUGUCCUUAAGGGGUUAAAUCUGACGGAAAAAGUCAUACUGGCAGAGGGGUAGCCAGUUUGCUGGCUCUGUUUUGAGUAUGUUUCAUUUCACAUUUAAUGGUUAUUAUACAUGUAUUUUUUUAUUUUUUAUUUUUUUUUUACUAUACUGAUUUGUUCUAUUUGUGUUAAUGUUUGCAGCAAAUUUGUCCCUUUAAGUGAUGGCUGUUUGAAUAUUAAUAUUAACGGUAUUUUUGCAGUAAAUUAUUUGUGUAGAACCAGCCCAUUAGAAGCCCUUGUGUAAUAAGAGGUUUUCAAGUGAUCAGUCCUGGCAAUCAAUGUUUGUUGCCAAGAGCAAGCAAGCUGUCAUGUAAUUGUACAUUAUGUAAGCCUUUUGAGAUUAACUUGAGAAAUGUAUAAAGUGCAAGCAGUCAAACUGUAAAUGCACUCAUAAGAGAAAAAGAGAGAAAUGGAGGAAGUAACUAGGACCAGAUGAAAAUGCAAAAAUGUGUAUUUAAUCAAUCAUUUCUACCUUUAAAUGCACACACCACCCUUUCUUCAGUAACAGUCUGUCUUGGUGUCCUCACAUAAACUAGUGGAGUUAAUCCACUAAACAAAUAAUUGUGUAGGACUGCAUGUUUUAUCCUAAAUUCCAAUUCACAACUCCCCAUCUUAUUGAUUAACUGUACAUAUUUGAUCAAAACAAAGUGUUUUUUUUUUUUUUUUUUUUAUUUCAAAGCCAGGCAUGCCAUCAGUGGGGACUGCGAUGCAUGCGAAUACUGUCAUAGCAUUAGUGACAAAGUUCCUACUUCCAAAUUAGUGAUAUGGAGUCCACCCAUGUUUAGAUGGAAUUCAUUGAGUGCAUGAAAUUUAAUAUACCUAUAUUGGGAAAUGGAGGUUGGACCAGGAGACCUAGACAUGCCAAAGCUUUACACUUGUACCCAAAAUCUUUUCUUGUGGUAGAAAAGAGUAUGUGUAUGUAUAUAAUUUUUAUAUAAUUAUUUAUUUAUUCUUAUGCCCAAACUAGCUUUCCGACCUGGAUUAAAUUGUGGAGUCAGAUUGAAAAAUACAUACGAUAAAUUAGUCCCUACUUUGUCUUAUGUUUUAAAGAAAGCUAGAACAGAUUCUGAGAGAGGAAGAUAAAUAGGAGAAAAGGAAGUUCUGUGUGACUGUGCUGCUUUAAUUCCUGCCACCUCUGUAUAUUUCCUGUCUCUCAAAGUGUAAUCCGUUAAUUACAGCUACAAAUUGUCAGAUGUUUUCAGUUUUAUCAGAGGAUUUAUUGAUGCAGCUGUUUAUGGCAUUAUGAAUUAACUCGCGUUCUUUUUUUCCAGACUUUUCUGAAUCUAUAUCACGUGAAAAGGAAGCAUGCAGUGUCUCACACAAGCUUAAUACACAAAAGGUAUGAGUAUUUUUUUUGGGAAUGGGCUAUUUAAGCAACUUUCUCUAGUCAUCAAAUGUAACCAAUAUGAAGAAACCGUUUAAAAAUUAAGGGACACUAUAGGCACUAUAUGUGCUUCAUUUUAUUUAAGUAGGUAUAGUAUCUGGUGGCCCCUGGCACCAUUUUUUUUCAUUUCGCGUUAAACCGUUUUUGAUGGUUUAAUGCUAAACGAGAGUCCUUGGCAGUCCAUCCAUUCUGUAUUGCUAGAGCUAACGAGGAAGCAGUAGACUAAGCAGCAAUGAUUUUCUAUCACAGCUGCGCAUUGCCGGUAUGAAUUGGUAUGGCAAAAGAAGUGUGCAAUCUCUGCCUUUGACAUAUCUCCAAUGGGACCAUGCUGUGGUUUACCAGGAACAUUUAUUCAUUGUUGGACUGCUGGAAAACUGGAAUAGAGGGACAGUACCAAGGGACUGCAUGUACUAUAGCCAGUUCAAUUAGAUGAAAGGGUAUAGUGUCCUUUUUAGAAAUCAAAAUAUGAACAUAUUCUGUUUUGCUGCUUUUUAUUUCAUGUUAAGAAAUUUCACUUCAGUUUUGGCACCAUUAUUUUUAGUGUUGAAGCCAAGUUCAAAAUAUAUUUUCUUACUUACACGAUUUGAAAAUUAAAACCGAUACGCUGUUAUUGAAAUAUUUAUUUUUGAUACACAGGAAUUUACACAAGGUAUACAAGAAAAGCUAACAUCUCCUGCAUCUACUACAAGAUCGAGUAGCUCAUCUCAGCGAAAAAUCAACAGUGAAACAGGUAGUUAUUCAAUUUCAUGUUAUGUUUGUGAAUGGGAAGUUAAUGUGAUAAUGAGUCUACAGUGUAGACAUCUUUAAGUCCAUGCCGUUCAAGACAUAAUGACCGUUCCUAACGGUGGCAAGAGUUUAAAGUGCAAGGGCUCAAAAUGUUUACUCGCCACUGGUGAGGAAAUAUAAUCUCUGCUGCAGCCUCUGGUUACCAGACUUUAGCAUCAGAGUUCCAGGUAGAUGCUAACCCAGGUCAACUGGGCUUAUUCUGGUACACCAAGGCAAUGCUAACCAUUGACUUGCACAGUAGUGAUGGUUGAGAUCUCAUGAUGAUUUCCUAUGUCAAGACAAUGUAAAAUGCUAAGUAGCUGUUCUUCUAUAUACUAACUCAAGUAUAGUGUGGUGCCUCUGCACUCUCACAAUAUAUCAGUGAUGAGGGACUCUCCAGGUAGUAAUAAAGAUUAAUAUUUGAGCACCUGUGUGACAAUUUGCUAUAGCGAAAUACCAAUAAAAACAACCUCUUUGUUCAUACACACAGACCUCUACAACUAAUUUGUGACACUGCAUACAGGCACACAUCCCUGCAUCAAACAAAAUGGCGUUUGUGGUAGAAAGUAACCUUUAUGCUUGGCUAGUAAACUUGCCAAAUAAACUUCACAUAUUGGGGAAAUUUAUUAAGACAAAAAUGGGUGCGCUUUUUUUUGGUGCAAAGAGACAUUCUUUAUCCAUGGUGAUUGCUUCUAAUUUAGCAUUUUGCCCUAGAAUGGUAUUUGUUUUUUCCAUUGAUUAAAUAUGCUUCGUAAGGUUCUGCUCUACCUGAAAUAUUAGUUUUGCAGAAGCAUCUUGUUUACACUAGUUUGUGUUCCAAUAGUAUUUAUUGUACUUGUUAAUAUGACUUUGAGUCAGGUUUUUUAUUUUUCUUUAGGUGCGUUAACUGCAAUAUGGUAUUUUAAUUGCCUGUAUGAGACUUUCAAUAAGUAAUGUCAACACAAUAUUUUGUAUUUGUAUAGAAGAGAAUUUUGGAAACGAUUCACCUACUGAUCAACAAAGAAGGCGACAUAAAUCCGAUAGUAUUUCACUAACAUUUGAUGAAAGUCUUUCGUGGUGGGUGAUAAGCGGUUUACGCUGCGAUAGAAAUAACAGUGAAUCCACAGAUACUCCCUCUACUCCUGUAAGUAAAAAGUGGAAGAGUACAUGUUUAAUGCACUAAUUGUGUAAUUAUGGAAAAAAAAUUAUUUUUGAAUACGAAAUAUGAGAGCUCUUCUUGUGGGUUUUACGUGACAUGCAAGAACCAUGUGUUUGUCUGCCAAACAAUAUGAAGAAAUGCAAACCAAGUAAUUAAAAAUGUAGUGCGUUUUUCUCACUGAAGAAAUAACCCCUCAAAUUAUUCUAUAGCAGGUGUCUGUUGCGUGAUGUGAGCCUUCUUUUGUAGAUCCCUGUAAAAUUUGAGUUUAAUAACAAAUGUUAUUAAUUUAUGUGAUAGGCAUAAGGCUAUCCUAGCUAUAAGAUAAGGCCAGGGACUAAUGAAAGUAUUUUUGAACAUUGGGCAGACUAGAUGGGCUGAAUGGUUAUCUGCCAUCACAUUCUAUGUUUCUAUGUAAUUUGCUCAAAUUCUAAUUCAAUUCUUAAUUAAGAAUCCACAUCAGUGGCCAUUUCUAGACUGUCAGGUUUACAUUGCUUUUUAGCAAGUUUUGCAGAUUUGGCUGAUUUGCAGGGCCAACCAGUCUGCAAAAAUACGUAUGGGAUGGAAUGAAGUAUUUUCAGAUAACUGCAUUUGAUGACAGUAGGACUUUUUACAGGUUUGGGAUUGGAGUCUGAGGGUUUACUGUGAUAUGGAUGCAGAUUCUGUUCAGUUACGAAAUGUGAAAUGAGUUAUGUAAAAUGGCGUGCUUUUCCUCUUGUUACGUUCCCUAUGCUAUUAAUAAUGUUUUUUGUGUUUUUAAAACAUACAUAAUCUUGACUUGUUGCUUUUUCUUUCUGUUUCAACAAGGAUUUGCAGUUAUUGCAUAUUAUAUUUAUAUAAUAUAUGUAUUCUGUAGUUGAUUUCAAAUGCUACUCUUUUGUGCAGUUUGCAGGGCAAGUGUUUCAUUCAAUGUUCUACAUCAGGGGUGGCCAAAGGUAGAUCCACAGAUGUUGUAGAACUACACCUCCCUUGAUGCUUUGCCAGUCUUAAGAAUAUCUAACUUUGGCCUCCCCUGCUCUACAUCAUUGUUACCAGUUGUGAAAUUUCCUUCAGGUAAUGUAGAUCUUGCAUGCCUUACUGCAGGACAUUUAUUGAUGUUGUGCUUGGGAGGUAAUGUAAAUAUAUGUGUGUUCAAUAAUGGUUUGUUUGUUUUUCUUCAAUUAGGCAAUUGAUAUACCACCUGCAAGUGAAAACUCUGAAUAUUUGGACUCUGAUUCUGACCAAUUCAGUGUUGAGUUUGAGGUUGAGUCUAUAUACUCGGAUGAUUACAGUCCUAGUGGAGAUGAAAAUGGACUUACAGAUGAAGGUGAUGAUGACAUGAAUGAUGAGGUAUGAUACAGCAGGUUCUGGAUAAUUUCAUGUUCUGUAUGAAGUGAUUGCAGUAUGUUUUACCUAAAUAAUUUAUUCUACUAGUCCUUCAUGUCACAGUUGUCAUGUGAUGGCAUGGUAAUUAUAGAUCCAGUAUAAAUAAAAAGCCAGCCAAGAGCCUGAGUUAUCAGCAGCCAAAAAACCCUCCACAAAACCUAUAAAAAUACUUGGAGAAUCUUCACUCUCAAUGGAGCUGUUUUGGGGGGCAGCAGUCACUUGGCAUCUUCUUACCUUAAGCUAUUGAACUGUUUUCCGACUCUCUUUAAUACCAGUUAGUUCUCUGGGUACCUGUUUGCACUGCCUCCUGGGCUUGCCUGUUGUACUCUUAGGAAAUUAUUUUCUUGGGCACCGCUGAUGGGAUAUGAUUAUCAGUUCCUUUAGUUAGUUAGGAUCUCACUAGCUCAAAUAUCACCUGAAAGAAAUGGACUGUGUGGAUUCCAGAACACCAAGUAAUCAAGGAAGGCUGAGGCGUGGCCUUCACUCAUUCUGUACAGUGACUUUAAAGGCACCCAAACCACUUAAUUUCAAUAAAAUGGUCUGUUUGCUAUGCCUCCCUCAUUUAUUCCCUACAGUGUAAACAAUAUUUAGUGUCACACUGACAGCCAAUACAGGUGCUUCAGCAGAAAUGGCCAAGUAAAACUCUAUUUCUAUCAGAUGGUCUCUGAUAUUGGUGUUCCUAAUGCUAUAGUGUUCCUUAAACCGUUGUACUGAGGUAGCUGAUAGGUUAUUAUACCAGGAGAAGCCAAACCAUGUUCCUCCUUCAUCCCGAAGCAGUGACUAAAAGAUGGACAAGGCGGAAGAAAUCUUCAGCACCAUCAAGAUAUGGACUGUGAUGAUCUGAAAGUUUGCAAAAGCAUGUAUAUGUUCGGUGUUUGUCACAUGAUUCAGUGUCCUCAUUCCUUCACUAGCAGUAUAUCCAUUGGUUCUGUUCAUGUCAUGUCAGUGGAAGCACUUGAGGCUUGUUUGAUCACCUGGGAGCUGAUCCCUAUUGAUUCCUGUAGAGAAGCCAAAGCUCAGUGUAUCUUAAGUAAUUUCUUGUGUGUUCUUUUGUCUUUAAAUUGAAUGGUGUCCAGUAAGGAAUCUGAUCACUUUGCACCAAUAUUGUAAACUAAAUGACACCCUUUAUUGUAUUGUUUAUUGCUUUAGACAGCUUAAUCAUUUUGUUUUCUUUAACUUAGGUUUACCAAGUGACAAUAUAUCAGGCUGAAGAUAGCAACACUGACUCUUUCGAUGAAGAUACUGAAAUUUCAGAAGCUGUAAGUAAAAGAUUUUUGUUUAACGUCCAAACUAUUCUUCUAAUAUCUCUAAUAGUGCCUUUGUGGUAAUUAUUAUCUGUGCUGUGUGUGCCUAUUCAUACAGUUCCGCAUAUCUCUCCAUUGUGUGUAAAAACUAAUGCAAAAAGCAAGGUGAACAGGGAUAUAAAUUAAUUAUAUUUAUUUAUUUUAGGAUUACUGGAAGUGCAUAAAAUGCAACGAGGUUAAUCCUCCUCUUCCCAGUCAUUGCCCUAGAUGCUGGUCUCUCCGUAAGGAUUGGCUUCCUGAUCAAAAUAAAAACAAAGAUCAAAUCUUGAAGAGGAAAACUAUGGCAGGAACUGAAGAAAAUGAAGGCUUUGAUGUUCCUGACGGUAAAAAGGCAAAACUUUCAGGCUCUCUGGAAUCAGGUGUUGGGAAACUGGAGGACGAAGGCAUACAAAGUUCAGAAUCGCAGGAAGCGGAGGACUUUUCUCAGCCAUCCACGUCUGGCAGCAUAGCGUCUUGCAGUCAAGAGGAAUCCAAAGAUAGUGAACGCGAUGAAAGUGCGGAGUCAACACUUCCUUUAUCAAGUGCUGAGCCAUGCGUUAUUUGUCAGACGAGACCCAAAAAUGGCUGCAUUAUUCACGGAAGAACAGGCCAUCUAAUGGCAUGCUUUUCUUGUGCAAGAAAGCUCAAAAGGAGAAACAAACCGUGUCCAGUGUGCAGGCAACCAAUUCAGAUGAUUGUGUUAACCUACUUCAGCUAGAAAACAUUUGCCGACAGGACACUUUAUACAGGAAUUAAGGACAAAUCUGCAUAUACAAAGUGUGUGUGGGUGGGUGUGUGCGUGUGUAUGUCUGUCUAUUUUGCUACAACCAUAUACGCUUUUUUGUUUUAUAUUCACUGUAUACAGGGCACACAGUUAAAACGCCAUUACUGAAAAUAGGACCCAUUUGUGAAUAUUUAGCAAAAAGGUAAAAUAUAAUCUGAGUUUUGUGCUAUCACCUUUUUCAUUCUGUCAAUAUGCACAGUGUAUGAAGUGACAAUACACUGAGGUGAUUUUUAAGCUGCAUUGGUUUAUAUUUUUGGAUUUUAGCACAUGUAUUUCCCUUUUUAUUGUUUGUAUUUUUGCGCGUAUGUAUAUGUUAAUAUAUUUUUAACUUAUGGUAGAUUACAAAAGUUAUAUUUGGCAAAUUCAAUGUUUGGACCUAUGCUGUGUGUGGCACUUUAAAUGGCUUUUCAAAAAUUUGGAGACCGUAUGAUGUUUGUUUGGAACCUUAAGGUACAUACUUUUUUCACAUGUGGUGGAAUCACACACAGGCCCAACUGAGCGAGCUAUAGCCCCAGUUGUUGUACAUUGUAUCAGAAAAACAUGUUUCUUCUUUUUUUUUUUUUUAUUUUUUUUUUUUUAUUUAUUUUCCUAAUUUGCAGUAAAAAUUUAAUGAAAUGAAUUGAAGAUUAGAGAAAAUGUAGGAACUAUGCUUAAUUUAUCCAGUUAACUGUACAUCUUUAAAGAACAUCCAAUAAAAAUAAUAUUGGAGGAAGUUCUUAUUCACAGACUCGGUGCUAAGCUUUUCCCGAACUACAACUACAUACUGUCCACCCCUUGUAUUUUAGGAAGGUUUAAUUUUAUUUGCACCUCCCUUUUGGCACAGAUCCAUUUUCACCGAGCUCCAUGAAUAUUAUUGCUACUGCAGACGAACAUGAGCGUAGUGACAGAAGGUAAUCUGAAGCUCUGAUUACUACAUUGUUUCUUUCCACCGCUAGAUAGAUGGAUAUUCCACCCACCAUAUUCAUUAAAAUCUUCAGGUCACUCAUAUAAAGGGUUGUACCGGUCAAAUAUGUGUAUCAUUCUUGGGGAGUAAAUGUUUACUAGUUUCUAAAUCCUGACAGAAUAUUAUGAUUUUAAGAUUUAUUUUUUUCCAGGCAUCUUAAAUUCCACCUUUUGAAAAAGAAACAUUUAUUUGCUUUAUCACCGAAUUCUUGUUGGUGGUCAUAUUGAGCGUAUUCACAAAUCUAUUAUAUGUGAAGAACUGGUAAAAGGAAAGUAAAUUUCAGGAUUAAAGCGUGAAAUUGGAAAAAUUGAAUAGUUGGGGAGUUUUUCAGGCCUGUCUAUUUGGGCCAAAGUUUGCAAUGACUUUGUCAUUCCCUUUUAGUGAACAAUCUCUAUAUAUUCAUAUUCUUCUUUGAUUUUCUAGAGUGCAUAUCUGUUCAUCACAUACGAACAGACAUGUCACUGACAAUAUAACAAUUUCAGAACAUAAGUUUAUCAACAUUAAUCUGUCAUUUUAGUCUUCUAUAUAUGUCAUUUAAAAGCUUGAAUAAAGUGAAAUGAUGUCCUUAUAAAUAUAUUGUAUUGCCCAUUAACCUGGUAUUUGCUUCAGAUUCACAUUUUUAUCAAUCUUUAGUUGAAGUUCUGCAAUAUUUAUUUGCUACGCUUACUAUGUAAUGUGUUGCUCCAAAGUUUGGAGGAGUUAUACUAUAUAACUGGAGUGAAAGUAUUUGUCGUGUGCACUUCAUAAUGUAUGUAUGUUUGUUUUACUUGUAUGUGUUGAUAGUCAUUAACGUUACCUUGCUUGUUCUCUACAUGUCGGUUUUCCUUGAUGGGUAGUGUGUGUCCUAUGCAGAAUAUAAUCUUUCAGUGCCUUAUCGUAACCAUUCCUGAAGACCCAUUGGUUGCACCUGUUGAUGGACUCAGUCUGGAUACGGAAAUGUCCUCUUAACACUUUGCAGAACGAAUUACAGCUCCAUGUGCCAAUUACACUCCUUAAAAGACAUUUCUCUGAUACUAAAAUAUGUGCUGUAGCUACCUCUGUUCCAGUUUGCAUCCUUGUAAUAUGAAGUGUGUCCUGUCUGGUAACAAUGCAACCUAUUUUACAAAUUUCAAUAUAUUUACAAAAUUUAUGUAAACUGCUUAUCAUUCUCAUUGUAUUGUGCUCUUUUUUUUUUCUGUUUUUUUUUUUUGUUUGUUUUUUUUGCAUAUGUGUAACAAAUAUUCUAUAUAUUUAUUGGAAAAUGCCACCUAAUAUUUUAAGGUUUAUUCUUAUCAAAGUUUCGUGCUACAGUUUUCCUUCUUCUUACUCAUUUUCCGUGGCUGUGUGUAGCAGAAGUAGAGGCAUGUAUGGAAACAUACAGGAGUACCAUUGAUGUUUUCGUUAUAUAUAAUAUAUAUUCUAUACAGACACUCCUCAUUUACCGACCAGGUUCUGUUCCUACGACUCGUAGAACAAAUUGGUCUGUAAGUGAGGAGUUAAGGGAUUCCCUGCUCUGGUGCGUUUGCCUAUAUUUGGGGAAACUUCCCCGAACAUAGACGAAUGCACCAGACCAGGGAACCCCUAUAAUUUCCUUGAACGUAGAUUAGACGGAUUCCCUGCUCUUGUGCGUUCAUCUAUGUUAAGGAAGUUUCACUGAACAUAGACAUGUGCACCAGAACAGGGAAUCCCCACGACAGCUCGCACUUAUGCCUGGUCAUUAGUGUAAGCUGUCGUAAAACAGGUUGUUAAAUGAGGACCACCUGUAUUCACACACAUGCACAGACAUUGGUUCCUCUCCUUCUGUGUCAGCUUCACUUUACAGGCAAGGAUUGCAGCGAAUAUGACAUUUUAUCUCUCCCACACACUGUACAUAACAGCAUGUGCCUACAUUGGACAGGAAACAGUUUGUGUUGCCUUGUGCACAGAUAUCUUGCACACACAGGGUCCCAAGGGUUAGAAGGGCUUGCAGUGCUGAUGGUCUUCUAGAGCUCACUGGCAACUUCAUUUGAUCCCUGCCUUUCUCACGUAGGCAAACAUUCCUUCUUAGCGAGAAAGGAAACUAGAAUUACAUCCAGCUUCUAUUCUCUUAAUUUAAAAACAAAAUCCAAAUCAAACUUUCUUGCACGUAUAAAAGCCCCAAAGCUACUGGAUAUUGUUAGCUCCCUAUUUAUAGAUGAUUCCCUGUUCCUUGAACAUAUAGCUAAUCACUUGUCGGCUGUUAAAAUUCAGAUUAUUAAAGCUACAUGUAGUUCAGUAUAGAUAUUACUGCAGUUUCCAGAGGUGGUUUAACUUUGAAGUUUUGUUGUAAAAUCUUAUGGCUAUAACAUAUAUUGAAAAUAUACAAUGAGUUAAUGUCCAGUUUAGGCGUUAAACGCAAAGUUAUCCAAACAUGAUACAAUUCUAAAACUUUCAAUUCUAGCGGCCUCCUCACCACAGUCCAUUGUUUAGUGAAUAGACCUCUUCUUAUCCAUUUUUCCUUGUAGAAAAAUAUAAUCACUUUGUCAAAUGAGGUGCCUUUAAAUUGUGACUUUUAGUACCUAUGAGGUACUGAAAGAAUUUCUGCUGUUAUGCCUUAUUUACGAACUGUUGAAAAAGGCUUGUUUAAGGUUUUUGUUUUGUUUUUCAUCUAAUCUGUUCUCGAACUCAAGCUUCAUGAAAGCAGAACACCUAAAGGCCACCAUUAGUUACCAUUUUCAUUUUUUUGUUAUUUUUGUUUUCCUUUAUAAUCCACAUGUUUACACCAUUUCUUGGACUAUAACUACUUAAUCAUUAAUUAAAUGAACACCAGGCACCAUGAUUACUUUUUCUCACCCAAAUGGUUAUGGUCCUGACCCCUUCCCACUUCUUGAUUUUGUGUUUUUGUUUUUUUGUGUUAAUUAACAAUUCACUAAAGACUUUUAAGUAAUACAUCUAAUAUAAAUCUUCUUUUCCAUAAGUGAAAAUCCAAAAUGGCAAUUUCCAUAGAUAAUUUGGAUUGUAGACAUUUUGUUGAUUUUGUAAAUUUAUAUUUUUUAUUUUGGUUAACAGAAGUGAGUUGUCCAUUUGAAGUGCUUCUUAUUAAUUAUAAAAGUUAAUAAUUACCAUAUAAUCGUUUUAGCCCAAUUUGCUGCCAACUAUUUAUAGUUUUACAUAAAUAACUAUUUUUAUUUUAUUUGACUUUUGUUUUUUUGUAAAUGUGUAUGUACGGAUAUCUAUUUUUUUUCACAGUGAUACAUCACCUGCUUGAGGGCCACUUCAAACAGGAUUUAAAAGAAAAGUGUACAAUUCCUUAGACCAUGGCACUUUAUCUUGAUUGUUGAGGUUUGAAAUGUGAAAAAAAUAUUCAUGGAUUACUAUUUGAAGGGUAAUAAAAAAAGACUCAAAGACGACAAUUACUCAAAACAAUUAAGUAAAAUGCACUGUAUAUAAUUAUCAAAUAUUGUAACAUUUUGUGAAUUAUUUAAUUCCAAUAAAAAAAGUAAAAAAAAAAAAAAA
Pelobates cultripes (western spadefoot toad) is the source of this 27234-nucleotide messenger RNA. The record is from the annotation of a GenBank genome assembly. Lineage: Eukaryota; Metazoa; Chordata; Amphibia; Anura; Pelobatidae.